Molecule: messenger RNA, 363 nt
Organism: Paramecium sonneborni
Lineage: Eukaryota; Ciliophora; Oligohymenophorea; Peniculida; Parameciidae
Source: the annotation of a GenBank genome assembly
AUGGUAUAUGAUGUAACUACAUAUUUGGAUAAGCAUCCUCGAGGUGAGGAAAUUUAAAAAAAUGUGUAACCAAAGAUGUUACAGAAUAAUUCUUAGAAUAUAAUCAUUCAAACUAUUCACAAUCUAUACUUGAAUAUAGAUUGGUAGGAAAAUUAACAAAUGAACCACCACCUGAUAAUUAUGCUUAAUUACUUAAACAAAGAAAAUUAAGAAUAAGAGUAAAUUCAAAUACAGAUUAAAAAUCCAUACAAAAAAGUUACUUGGGAAGAAUUAGAAUGUCAUAGACAGACGACGCUAGGAUUGUUAUAGAUAAUGAUGUAUAUGAUAUAACCAAUUUUUAGGUUUAACAUCAUGGAAGAAUGA